Messenger RNA from Parnassius mnemosyne (clouded apollo), 4557 nucleotides. Lineage: Eukaryota; Metazoa; Arthropoda; Insecta; Lepidoptera; Papilionidae. The record is from the annotation of a GenBank genome assembly.
AUGAAAACAAUAAUUAUAAACGAACCUAUUAACUUAAAAGUAGUAAAGUAUGAAUUAAACUUUGACUUAUUGAAUCCUACGGAGCUAAAACAAAAGAAGAAACCAAAGAAAAUUCGUAUACCAAAAAUUGAACACAAAAAGCAAUGUGUAAUACCAUCACCGCCUCCAGUCAAUAAUCCACGGCAGAAACAUGAUAUAAAAGAUUUAGUAGAACAAUUACUAGACCAACUAUAUGCAGAUCAACGUGACUGGACUAGAAACAGUAUCACAGAAUAUAGCCAAAGCAGCGCACCGUCUCUUACAUCAUCUCAAUCUAACUGCGGUGAUCAGACGGAUGCCAUUGAACGAGUGUAUUUAGAAGAUUUAGAAAAGGACGAACUUCAGGACCAGUUAAAUGAAUGGAUGUACAGACUACGUGUAACCGGAGAGAGGUUGGCGAAAAGCUUACGUGCGCGAGACCGCUUAAGGCGAGAACAAAAGAAACUGUGCGCUGCGUUUACCGUCUUACUUCGACAUAUAACCGGAGACUCCGAUGCUCGUUUCGGCAUAACGCCGAGUGGCAGCGAAGGACCUGGCGAGGGUGGUUUUGCAGAAUGGCUUCAUGCUAUGAAACUAGUUGCGCGGCUUCCAGCCGGCGUGCCACAACACUUUCGAAGAAAGCUAUGGCUGACUCUAUCAGAGCGACAUUUAGCAUCAAGAAAAAUCGACUGGCCUACUGCAGAGCGAGCCUGUUUCCGCGGCACCGCCCAGCCCGAUGAUACUGAGCUUGGUGCUCAAAUCAUAAAGGAUUUACAUCGUACCGGUUGCUCACUUUUUUGUGGGACUGAAGGUCGGGAAAAUCAAGCAAUGCUAAGAAGAGUUUUAUUGGCAUACGCUAGGUGGAAUAAGGAUGUAGGAUACUGUCAAGGCUUCAAUAUGUUAGCAGCUAUAAUAUUAGAAGUAAUGGAAAAGUCAGAAUCUGAUUCGUUAAAGGUGAUGAUAUAUUUAGUGGAAGCUGUAUUACCAGAGGGUUACUUUGCAGAUGACCUGCGCGGACUCUCCGCAGACAUGGCGGCAUUUAGAGAUCUACUUAAGAUACGUUUGCCGAGACUCGCACAUCACAUGGAUCGUCUUCAAAGGAUAUCUGAUGGUGGCGGUAUUGAACCUCCUCUACCUGAUGUUUUCACUAUGCAAUGGUUCCUUACACUUUACGCAACAUGGCUACCCCGGGAUUCGUUAUUAAGAAUCUGGGAUCUUAUCCUCCUUGACGGUAGCGAAGUCCUUCUGCUUACAGCACUUGCGAUAUGGGACAUACUACAAGAUCGUAUUCUAUCAGCACGGUCUGCAGACGAGUUCUAUAGCUGUAUGGGCGGUGGUGUUGGUGCUGUUUGGGAGGCGGGCGAGGCGCUGGUAGCGAGGGUCGUAGCGUUUGGAUCAGCACCGGAACUGCCUAGACUUCGCAGUCUCCACCGAUAUAAAGUUGCACCGCCAGCUCCACCCAAUUCCGCGCCUGUUUUCCACCCUCCAAUACAGUCUACGAUGCAAUCAAUGACAAAACGUGGUUUGCGCUUGUUUUACUCCGAAGAUGAAGGCGACUCCAGCGACGACGGAAAUAAAAUGGCUUUAACUGCAGUCAUACCUAGACGUGAGGAGAGAUCGGGUGCUGGUGACAGGCUUUCACUGGAUAUAGGAGCUCUAAAACGUCAGUAUGCUCGCCUUCGGGAACGGCAAAGGCAAGCUCAUGUUAUUUUAGCAGCUGCUUGUGCUCGACACGCCGCAGUUCCUACUUCCCCGACAUCACUAACUGUGAAUAAUCUUUUGUUAGGCAAAAGUGCCAUUGUCAGUUCUAGAGGACGAAGACUUGGUCCUCCACCUGGAGCAAUACCACCGUCACGUGCUUCAUCAUUAAACCAUGAAAAAUCUGAUGCAAAGUCCCAUAGAUCUCCAAGUGAUACAAUUAGUUGGAAAGAAGAAAAGAGACGCAAAUCUUUAAACAGGCGAAACUCUGUUAACUGGAGAGAUUUAAAAAAAGAAAAAUCUUCGCAAAAAUAUAGAAAAAGUUCAAUCGAUUUUGAUGAAUCUGGUGACGGAGUUAUAGUGUCUGAAGUAGAAGCUAAUGAAAUGAUUGCUUCGUUACGGUCACGGAGUUCUAGUGAAUCUUCAUCUUAUUCCUCUCAUUCUGCUUCAAGCACAGAUACUAGCCUUUGUGAUGAAAAUGAAAGGGCAAGUGAUUCUGAUCAAGAGUUGUCAAACGAUGAUAAAGAAAACAACAGUGCAUGCUUAAAAGAUAGUACAUCCCCGUAUUCUCUCUAUAAAGACACAAAUAUUUCUCAAUUACCAGUAACAAAAGCAGAAAUAAAUAAAAAAAUAUCAGAUCAUGAUAGUAAAUUUCGCACUCCAACGAAACCUAUUAAAACUAUUAAUGAUUACCUCGAUUCUGCUGCUGGUGAACCACUUCGUAUUUAUAUAGAUGGUUUUGAUAAAAAAUUAAAGGACACAAUGAGUUGUGAUAAUGUUAUUCGUAAGCCAGAAGUUCUAUUUAAUUCUUCGAUACCAGUAUCUCCAUGUAUUAAUAGAGAGAGACAUGAAGUCAUACAAAGGUUAACAAAUAUAAAUUCUGAUGAAAUUUCAAGAAAUCGAGAAUUUAAAAUGCCAACAAAUAUUUCCAAAAGUACAAACUUUACUGAAUUAAGCCCAAUUGACUUAUCACCAUGUAAUUUUGUCAUUGAAUGUAGGUCUCCUUAUAAAUAUAAUCCUGGAUCGAAUUUUAAAAGAUUGACUCCUUCAAAAUAUAGCUUAAAUUCAAGACCACCUGAUAUCAUUGACAGCUUAACAAUGUAUCCAAACUUUGUCCCUGAUAUAGAUUUGUCAGAAAAAAAUGCGUCAGAUUUUGAAAGUCCUCCGAGAAGUCCUGGAACAGAAAGUAUCAUUAUAAGUGAGGAUGAACCACCAAUACCACUGAAAAUUGACAAAUACUUCGAGCAUAGCCCUGAGUUUUUUGGAGCACGCGUAACUGAUCCCAAUAAUUCGGAUAUUCCAAAUAGAAGGGCUACUAAAAGACAAUCGCGACAACCUAAAAAACCAGAUUCACUAACUCUACAGACUAGCCAUAAUGAAAAGCUACUAAAAAAUGAAACUGAAAGAGCAUCCUCUUUACCCCAAAAUCAAACUUUUCGAAAGAAAGAUGUAUUAAGCCAUUUAUUAAAAACAGAAAUCAAAUGUAAACCCUAUGUGGAUACCGCAAAUAUGAAACAAGUAUUACACUCAGAUAUUGUUGUGGACGAAAUACGAGAAAAUGACACCAAAAAUAUUAAUGACGUUUCACCGAAAGACUAUUUUAUUAGAUCUGGUAGAAAAAAUAGUGAAAAAGCAUUACAAAUAAUUCAAGAAAAUUCGCAAAUAUUAAGUCGUAUCCUAACAAAGCAAAAUAUAACUAAUACUCAAGUUGACAUUAAUAAAUUGCAUUCAAAGAAAAAUUCUGAAAACAUAACUGAUAAGAAACAAAAUGUUUCAAGUCUCAUUACAGAAAAAGUUGUAGAAUAUAAACAAUUAGACUCUCCACUUUUAAAAGAAUCAACAUCUGAUUCAUCAAUCGGCUUCAUAAAAAGACUGCCUAAAGUUGAAACAAGCGAAAAAAGUUAUUUCCAAAAAGCUCGACCUAUUUCAAUUGACGAUCCAUUGUCAUUUGAAUUAAGAAAAGUUUUAAGCAGAAAUGAAGAACUUACUGCCAAAAAUGGUAAAACACCUAGCAGUGAAUGUGUAGGCAAUAAAACAGAUAUAUAUGGUUGGGAAAAUAAAGGAUUUUUGGCAAAGUGCGAAUUCAAAAAUAUUUCUGACAAAUCAGGCUACAAUUUAGACAUUUUUCGAUCAAAACAAACCAUUUCACCAAUGAAACAUGAAUUCUCUGAAGAUUUAAAGUCAAUAGACUCCGAAUGGACACGUCGAUCAUUUUCCGGUGACUCUAAAACGUCAGUUACAUUACCGUCGUCAGAGCGUAAAGAUACAUCUUCUUAUGAAAGCAAGUACAUGUCUGAUAGCUUCAACUAUCCAUUCUCAAGUAAAUACAAUGAUUUCCUCACUAAAGCCAGUGACACAUGCAUUAAAACUGUUGAUGAAGGGUCUAAAAUAUCAGAAAAUUUAUUAAAAAGUGACAGCAGCCAUGUAAGCGACUUUGCACACGUAGUAACGUCUUCUAUAAGCUUAACUUGUGAACCUUCUGUUGAUGAUUAUUCACCAAUAGGAGUUAAAAGUAAUUCAAGCGACACGCUAUGUCAAAUUACAUCGUUAGACCAGAUUUCUACACCAAUAUCACCCAAAGCGUUUCCAAAUCGUGAAACACCGACACUUCCUAAAGAUACGGAUAAAAGUGAUAAAGGAAGAAUAGAUUCAGAUGACACGUGCAGUGCAAUCACUUCUUUGAUCGAAACUGAUACAUUAUCUUCUUUAUCUUACCCGCGAAGUCCAUCAACAGGGUCAUAUCACCCUUUCCCCACAAGGCCUUCAACAAAGCUACCUAAAGAACUUGGAGUAAAACUAGGAAUGUAUCCUAAAGAAACUAUCAGUUCUCCUACAAAGUAA